CUUUCUUACAGUUUUUUCAUGCUUGUAUUCUGCACAAAAGAAUUUGUAUGAUGUAGGUAUGGUUGUUUGUUUUUCUGUACAUUUUCUAUAUGAUUAUUGGUAUAGAGGUCUUUGUUUCUAUGCUUUUCCUUUCGCUUUGUGUUGGUUGAUGUGGUGCAAUCUUAAGUGAUUUGAGAUUAUGUAGUUUUAGUGCCAUAAAUACUGUAGUAAGAUAGGACCUAGAUGAGAACCUUUCUUUUGGACUUUGCAGGUUUUGCUUUUGCUAUCUGACCUCCGUCUGUAUCAGUUUUGUGCAUGAUUCUGAUGUUUUCUGUAGUUUGUCUUGGUUAUUAGUCACUAAAUUUCUCUUAAAUAAGUGGUCAGAUAUAUUGGGAUGAAGUUUCUUUCUUAGUCUAGUAUUAUGCUGCCCCAAACAUGACAGGCUUUGUUGUGUGGAUUUUCCCGGAAAUUAUUCCUCUUGUUGGUGCUUGAUUCAAGAAUAGGCAAACUUGGGGCAGGAUUCUUCUUACUCGCCUGAUGAUAAUUCAGGCUUGACCAUCACCUUAAAGGCAAUAAUUGAGGGGUGCCCUGAAAAUUUUACUCUAUGAGUGCUGAGUUAGUUCUAGACGAAGUGAAACCAAAUGAGGUAUCUAAGAGGAGAAUUUACUCCAUGCUUCUCACUUCUUUUGAUGGUUCAAUAUUCUGGCAAACACCCACGUUCGUGCUGCGUCAAUUUGGUUACCCUUUAACCUACGGUCUGUGUUUAAACACCCAUGAUCGUGCUGUGUCACUGGCCUUCCAAGUUCAAAAUGGUUUUGAGCUAAUAACUCACGAUAAGUGCGAUUAUAUUCUUGUGUUUCAUGUUUACAUGUACACAUCUUCCUAGUAUAUAAAAUCACCUAUUGAGUUUACUGUGUGAUCUCUGUACCAGCCUUGAAUAGUCCAUAGAUUUCUGGAUACUAGGUUUGAAACAUUGGGAAGAAAUGUUCAUGCAACUCAAGCUUUGCCUUGCUGUUAGAUUCUUUCUCUUGAACUUCCCUCUUUCAGCCUGAUGUUAAGUUAUAUUACAAUUCUAUGGCCUCCAGCAUAAGAAUUUGUUAACGUGAUUAAUAUUGAUCGCCAAAGUAGUGAUGUUGAUCUGUGUUGCCUUUUUGAUCAUUUUUUGACAUGAGUUACAAAAUCAUACUGUGUUUUUUUAUCUGUGCCAUAAAGUUUCACAACUGUAGUACUACAACUUUAGAUUCAUAUUCCAUUGCCUUCUUUUUAUUUUUAAAAAUUAAAUAUGUAACAAAACACUGUAGUAUUUUUAUUUGUUUUUUUCUUCUCCUUUUAAUCAGAGAUCAUUUGAUUUUGUUAACAAAUUCUAGAACUGCAACAAAACUAUACUCUCAUCGCUUAGUGUUUUCUCUUUUUACAGACUAUGAAAUAAUAGAAUAAGAUAAUUUAUGGUAAGAAAUAUUAGUCAAUAUAAAUUUGUUUAAAAAACUUUGGCAACUUUUUGCAUUGUACAACCAGAGAGCUUCUAGUGUGUUUAUCUGUUGUUCUUUGUGGUGGUUUACUUGAUAAAGAUCGUCGUGGAAUAUCUGUAAUGCAAGUCUUUUCCUCAUUUUGUAUCACUUUGGUAUUUACUCUCAAUGCAGGAAGAUGACUUGGGAAAUGCUGAAGAACCUGGAUGUAAAAAUGUAGAUGGAAUUGUACGUCCAAGUGAAAAAGCUUCUGUUAAACCAGUUUCAUCAUCAAACAGCAAAUCGAAGAAGAAGAAAAAGAAGAAAACCAAGGAAAAAUUACCAACUAAUCCUGAAGAUCUUGCAGAAUCAGAUGAGAUGACAUUGGAGAAUUUAUCAAUUGAAGAAGUUUCUUCCAAACAUGAGCAUGCUGCUUCAUCUUCAAAAUUAGCCAAGCUUUCGAAUUCAAACAAGGGUAGUUUGGGGAAAAAGUUAAAAUCCUCCAUUCUACAAGUGGAUCCCAAAUUUCUUAUUGCAGAGAAUGAGUUGCGAAGGAUCUUUGGUUCUAAGGUUGUGAAAUCAUUUGAAAGAGGUCAACACAGUGGAAAUUCUAGGCAUUCCAUUGCUGGUAGAAGAGCAGGAAGCCACAGUCAUAGGAAGACUAUUCUUGUUUCAGCAUCUGAACACUGGCCUCGUUGGGAUGGAUCAUUUUCUAUGGAACUUUUGGAAAGUAGUAAAGGGGUCAAUUAUUUCAGGUAUGUACAUUCACCAGCAUAUAGCCAAUCUCAGAGAGCAUUUGAAGCUGCCAAGGCAAUUCAUGAUUUGAAUGGUGUCACGAGCAUUUUGUUACACCAUCCUUAUCAUAUAGAUUCGCUUAUCACUAUAGCAGAAUACUUCAAAUUUUCUGGAGAACAUCAAAUGGCCGCAGAUGCAAUUGCAAAGUGCCUGUAUGCCUUAGAAUGUGCUUGGCAUCCAAUGUUCUCCCCUUUGCAGGGGAAUUGUCAAUUGAAACAUAGCCAUGACACCAACAAGCCACUCUUCACUACUCUGUUUACACAUAUGAAGAACAUGGAUAGGCGUGGUUGUCAUCGCUCUGCGCUUGAGAUUUGCAAAUUACUCCUCUCUCUAGAUUCAGAUGAUCCAGUGGGGGCCCUUUUCUGCAUCGACUACUAUGCUCUUAGAGCAGAGGAGCAUUUAUGGCUAGAACAAUUUUCUGAAGAAUAUGAAAGUGAAAACUCCCUAUGGUUAUUUCCAAAUUUUUCAUAUUCCCUAGCCAUUUGUAGGUAUUACCUUGAACAGAAGGAACACACUGAAAAUACAGAAAAAAGAUCUGAGAAAGCUUCGUCCGAAGAUCUUAUGAAACAGGCCUUGAUGCUUCAUCCUUCAGUAUUGAAAAAGUUAGUGGCUAAGGUUCCUUUAAAAGAUCAGGCGUGGACACGUAUACUUGAGAAUAGUUAUUUUAGAUCCGAGCAAUCAGGAAGCCCAUCAUUGGAUCACUUGAUCAAUUUGUACGUUGAAAGGAGUUAUCUUAUAUGGAGGCUACCUGAGCUGCAAAAGCUUCUGCGUGACUCUGCUCAUGCAGUAAUUGCAAAUCUGAAAGACAACAAAAAUGAUGCAAAGGAUUGGACCUGUGUCAGAAAAGAGGCGUUCUCUUCUGGGAAAAACGAGUACAGUCAUCUUAUGCUGUCAGAUUUCUCUGAUUCCGUGCCGACUUUACCACCUGAAGUGUUGCAGAAUUUUAUGGUUGAUCCAGGGAUGAGAGGUGGCCAGGAAAAUGAAGGUCAAGUUAUGGCACAACCUGCUCCUGUGCGUGUUCCCCGGGAUUUGACGAACCGAAAUCCUAUUGUUGUACUACUUGAGUCUCUGUUACCCUGGGCAGAUUAUGGAGAAGGAGGUGCUGAACAUGCCCAGAAUGACAACAAUGACCAGGCACAUUGAGUUUGAUAUUUGAGUUGUAGGUUCAGUUUUACAUCUUCUCAUGACCAGGUUUAUAUCAGUUUUGUAUACGAAUAAUUUUCCAUUGCUGGCUAUUUUACACAGCCUCAAGAUAUAACGUCCUCUAUUUGGACUGCCGCACGUGUAUUGUUGUGCAGUAUCCUGCAAUUUCUUCGACGUUUAAUUCUGCACUUCCUUUCUGCUCCUUAACUUGUAGCACUUUUGGGAGGCCAUUUUUGUUUUAAGGAAAAGAGUCAAAGACACACAUUCCAGUUCUAUGCAUACAGAGGUAGCAAUUCCAA
Oldenlandia corymbosa var. corymbosa is the source of this 3661-nucleotide messenger RNA. NCBI's taxonomy places the organism in Eukaryota, Viridiplantae, Streptophyta, Magnoliopsida, Gentianales, Rubiaceae. The record is from the annotation of a GenBank genome assembly.